This is a messenger RNA of Penicillium malachiteum, 1257 nucleotides long. Its product is annotated as tetratricopeptide repeat protein. Gene Ontology annotation, molecular function: protein binding. The record is from RefSeq and is a predicted model, not a curated record. Lineage: Eukaryota; Fungi; Ascomycota; Eurotiomycetes; Eurotiales; Aspergillaceae. The transcript is spliced from 2 exons. Bases 1 to 1257 code for a protein of 418 amino acids.
AUGGUCAUAGGAAAAUCGCUGUCACAGGCCUGGGGGGGAGUUGGAAAGACCCAGGUGGUUCUGGAACUAGCCUACCGCAUCCGACAAAAGGAUGAAGGGUGCUCAGUCUUCUGGAUUCCCUGUACCAGCCCGGCGGUGAUUGAGCAGACAUUUUUAGAAAUAGGACAGACCAUUGGGCUUGAGGACCUCGACCCAGCACAAGUUAAAGAACAGCUCAAAACCCACUUUAGCUCCGAUCGUGCUGGGAGGUGGCUGUUGAUUUUUGACAACGCAGAUGAUCCAGACAUAUGGCUGUCUCCCAAUGAAGUGGGCCUCAGACUUCGAGACUAUCUUCCACAGAAUGAACAAGGUCGCGUUUUAUUCACAACCCGAAAUCGAAAGCUCGGGGUUGAUCUAUCGGAGAGGAACAUUUUUCCUGUGCCCGAUGUGGACAAAGAAACAGCACUAUCAAUGUUACAGGAAUUGGCUAUGCAAAUACCCUUCCUUGAGCAGCUCGCUUUCCUCCCAUUGGCCAUAGCCCAGGCUUCGGCAUACAUAGCCAAAAACGGUCUAGAUCUGUCUGAAUAUUUGGAGCUUCUACAAGAGCAAGAGUCGGAAAUGGUUGAACUGUUGAGUGAAGACUUCACAGAUCAGGGGCGGUAUAAAGAAAUCCAGAACUCAGUCGCCACGACGUGGUUGAUAUCAUUUAAACGCAUUCAGCAUGAAAAUCAGCUAGCGGCCGACACCCUUUUCUUCAUGGCAUGCUGCAACCCACGAAACAUUCCCACUUCCCUACUUCCCCUGCCAACGUCCAAGAAACGCCGAAGGGAUACACUUGGGGUUCUAGAUGCAUAUUCGUUUACAAACCGGCAGGAUAAGGAUAUCAACUUACACAGACUUGUGCACCUGGCUACCCGCAGUUUCCUCAGAAAGAACGGCCUAUUUUUUGAUUGCGUUCUUCGAGCGGCAGAUCAUAUUAAUAAUAUUUUUCCGAAUCAUGAUCAUACAAAUCGAAAACAAUGGCGGGAAUACCUCCCCCCCAUGCUUUGUUGCUUUCUGAGUGAGAAGGACUUCAUGGAUAAGCGGAACAACUAUAUCAGUUCUAUGGAUAGAGCUGCGAACUGUCUUCAAAGUGAUGGAAGAUGGUAUGAAGCAGAAAUGCUGUACAUGGAUGUAUUAAAAAUGGAAGAGGAAAGGUCCGGUCCUGAACAUCCCGAUACUCUGAGCAGCAUGGCGAAUCUAGCGAAAAAACUACUGGAGCCAGGGUCGAUGGGAUGA